UUCUGUCAGAACUGACUCUCGGAGGGUUCAAAUGGUUGCGGCGGCGGCGUUGGAGAAUCAUUCAGCGACAAAGCGUUCGACAAGAUGAAACUACUCCACGUGCUCGUCUGCCUGGGUCUGAGUUGUGCCGCGGCGGCUGACACCGUGGUCAACCCGAGAGGAGCUCGUCCGGUGGAAAUGGCCACCAGGUCGGAGAAGUGCGCCUCUCAGAAGGAGUGGCCCUUCUGCACAGACGACGACUGGGGCUACAAAUGCCCGUCGGGCUGCAGGAUCCAGGGUCUGAUGGAUAAAAACGACCACAGUCUGCUGAAAAGGAUCGAGAAGAUCCGCGGCAUCCUGGAACAGAACACGAACAAGCACCACUCGACCGACCAGGUGUCCAAGCAGACCUACGACUACCUGAAGGAGAAGCUCACCCUCGACGCUGGUCAUGACGACAGCUACUACAACCUGGCCCAGAGUCUGCGUCAGAGAAUCACUGACAUGAAGAUCAAGAUCGACCGACAGCUGAGGAUCCUGGCCGCCCUGAAGGACCGGGUCAAUGACCAGGUCGUGGAGAUGAAGAGGCUGGAGGUGGACAUUGACAUCAAGCUUCGCUCCUGCAAAGGGUCGUGCAGAAGCUACGGCGAAUACCAGGUGGACAUGGAGAGCUACGAGGCGCUGGACAAACAGGUCAACCAGCUGGAAUCCAAGUCCGGUCAGAGAAUCGAGACCGUGGGGACGCUGUACGUGAUGAAGAGCAGGCCGCUGGAUGCCGCCGUUUUGGACAGCGUCUACAAGACUGGCGGCGGCGGCGGCGGCGGCGACUCCACGCUGGCAUCACUGAAGCAAGACGAUGUAUUCUUUUCCGUGAAAAGCGUCCAGUUGGUCCUGGAGGAGGAAGGCUCCCCCACAUUCCCAGCAACCAUCUCCAAGGACACAGGUACCGCAUUCUCUUCAUCUAAAUCCUCGACAUCGUCCUCCUCCUCCUCCGCCGCCGCCUCCUCCUCCUCGAAAUCCAUCACUGAGCUCGGAGGACAUGGCGACAGCCAGCCCAGUUCGAGCUCCGUGUCCACUAAAACCACCUCCUGCACCAAGAGCACCAGGAGGACCAUCGUCCACACGAAGACGGGGCCGGUGGAGAAUGUGGAGGAAGUGUAUGAGGGAGGCCCUGAGUGUCAGGUUAUAGCCGACAGCAGCAAGGGAGGAAUGGGCGUCUUUUUCCCCACCCUUGGCUCCUCCUCCUCCUCCUCCUCCUCCUCCUUCUCUUCAUCUCUUCACACCAAGACUGUCCACGGCGGUGGCACCAAAGGAAGCCUCACCGGAGGUACCAGGGAUGGAUUUGGAUUGGAUCCGUUUGGUGACCUUGGUGCGUUCAUGACGGACGCGGCGGAGGAGGACGUUCCCGAUUUCCACGCCCGCAGUGUGAAGAGCACGCGCGUUGAGCGACAGGCUGAUUAUGUAGGAAAAGUGUGUUUAAGGCUGACGCAGCAGAAUCAAGAUGGCCGACGGCCUCCGAGUCAAAGCCGGACAUGUCGAGCGAGACCGGACGCCGCUCUGUGUUCAGACGACGACUGGGUUUCUAAAUGCCCCUCUGGCUGCAGACUGCAGGGUUUGAUCUCGCAGGCGGAGGCCGAGCUGGAGAGGAAACUGCGGCGGGUUUGCACGAUGGCGAAGUCGUACAAGGAAGCGUCUGAGAAGUCCAUGACGGGGAUGACGCACGUCUACAACUCGAACCGGAGGGUGAUCGUCAGCAGAUACCUGUCGGAGCUGAAGAUCGCGGAAGACGCGGAGGAGUUGGCCAGGAGUCUCAUGGCGCUGCGGAAACGCUCGGACGGUUUGUCGCAGCAACUCGCCGAGCUGCACCGCAACAUCCGGAAACAGGUGGAGGACUUGUAUCGGACCGAGGUGGACGUUGACAUGAAGCUGCGAGCCUGCCGUGGGUCCUGCCAGUCGGCACUGACGUUCACCGUCGCUCAUUCCACUUAUCAGACGUUUCAAACUGACAUGGACGAGGUCGUCAACCAGAGGAGCAAGGUCGUCACACCUCCCCGGGACAUGGCACGUCUCACGCUGCGGCCUGUGGACAUGAGCCCGGCGCCAUCUGCUGCGUAUAAGACCAUCCCGACUGUCCAGAGGGAAUUGUUGACCCAGUUCGAGGACAUUGGACAGAACCGGUUGGUCCUGGAGGACCUGCAGUGAAUGUGUUUCGCUUCCAUUUCAACAGGACAAAAAACAACGUUUGUUUGACAGUCAUCUCCAUGACACCUUGCUCUUGCAGACUGCAUGUUUGUUCAGUACGGUCUUAAUUCCAUGGUUGCGUAAAUUUUUCCAACAUAUCUUCACAUUGAAUGAAGCAAACAGACAUUUUUAUGUGUAGAAAGCAAGUGUGUCAGAAACAUGCCUCAAACUCUGUGCCCUUCGUUGACUGUGAUGAUGUCAGAUUUCACAUAUUAAACUUGUGUUGUUAUUA
Scophthalmus maximus (turbot) is the source of this 2452-nucleotide messenger RNA. Its product is annotated as fibrinogen alpha chain. The record is from RefSeq and is a predicted model, not a curated record. Gene Ontology annotation, cellular component: fibrinogen complex. The transcript is spliced from 11 exons. Gene Ontology annotation, biological process: platelet activation; protein polymerization; blood coagulation. NCBI's taxonomy places the organism in Eukaryota, Metazoa, Chordata, Actinopteri, Pleuronectiformes, Scophthalmidae. Gene Ontology annotation, molecular function: signaling receptor binding. The coding region runs from base 85 to 2181 and encodes 698 amino acids.